Loa loa (African eye worm) is the source of this 943-nucleotide messenger RNA. RefSeq names its product glutathione S-transferase domain-containing protein. The coding region runs from base 101 to 943 and encodes 280 amino acids. The record is from RefSeq and is a predicted model, not a curated record. The transcript is spliced from 8 exons. Gene Ontology annotation, molecular function: glutathione dehydrogenase (ascorbate) activity; glutathione transferase activity. NCBI's taxonomy places the organism in Eukaryota, Metazoa, Nematoda, Chromadorea, Rhabditida, Onchocercidae. Gene Ontology annotation, cellular component: cytoplasm. Gene Ontology annotation, biological process: glutathione metabolic process.
UAUACGUAAUCGUCAUUCUUUCCUUUAUCUGUUGCUGCAAUAGAAUUGUUACUACGCGAUCGUUUGCAUCUUACUGGCUAAUAAGCAAUAUCAUAUAACAAUGUUUAAUCCAUUAUUGAUAUGGAUCUUGUGUCUCUCAUCGGUCAACAUAGCAGUAGUAAGUAAAUUAGUUGGAUUUACCUCAAAAAUUCUCCAACAAGAUGAUCCGGAACCCUCACCAGGCGAUAACAUUCGGAUUUAUUCGAUGCGAUUUUGUCCAUAUUGCGACAGAGUUAUCAUCGCUGCGUAUAAAAAAGGCCUCCAAUUUGAAGUUUUGAAUAUUAACCUUCAAAAUAAACCCGGCUGGUUCCUUUCGAAGCAUCCUGAAGGAACUGUACCAGUUCUAGAACAUGAUGGCAAGCUGGUGUCUGACUCCCGAGUGAUUAUAGAAUAUUUGGAUGAUGCAUUUCCUGAAACAAGCAUUUUACCCAAAGAACCGUAUCUGAGAGCAAAGCAACGAUAUUAUGCAAUUAAACUAGAAUCGGUUUGUAAUACAAUACAUAAAGUAUCAUAUUUGACAAAGCUAUCCGGCAAUAUCACCAUUCUUGCAAUUGAACUUGCCAAGGCAGAAGAACUACUACAAUCCCCUUUUUAUUCAGACACAGCAGUCGGUUUACCAGACAUCAUGCUAUAUCCAUUCAUCCAACGAUUGCACGUCAUCCGACAAUUUGUUAAAGACAACUUUCUCGAUGAUUAUUUCCCGAAUAACUUCCCAAAACUUGUAAAGUGGUUCGUCAAGAUGCGAACUAUGCCUGAGAUCCAAAUAGUUCGAGAAUCGGAACGCCACUUAAAGGCUUUCCUGAUCAGCAAAGCAAAACAAAAUGCUACUGAUUUCGACGUCGAUCUCUCCCACCCUAAUACACCAAUUAACUGGAAAUUUUUCAACAAUUCAACCAUUCAAUGA